AUGGCCCUUUCCUCCUCCGCCGCCCUGUCCAGGCUGAGGCUCGGCCAGCUGAGCGGGCUGCGUGGAAAGGUGCUGCAGCGCUACGAGCACCGGCCGCUGGUGUCCUGCCUGGCUGGUCUCUACGGCUGCCAGUGGAAGAGAUACCAGAGGAGACGCACUGAGCCCGGGGACUGCUGCUGCAACAAGCUGGAAGGCGCCACUUUUGCUCUUCUUGUUGUAGCUUUCUGCCUGACACUGAUCUUCCUCUUCUUCUGGGGUGAAGCUCAGAAUGACUAUAAUGAUUUUGACUGGUUUAGUUUCGGGAACCUGGGCUUCUGGUUUCCCUGGUCUGUGGUGUUGCUGGUCAUUGCUGCAGCCCUCUUCACUUACAUCGCUGUGCUCAUGCUGCUGGCAGUGUGUUUGCUGUCCGAAGGCCAGAAACUGUAUUUACACUGGACCCACAAGAUUGGUAUCCUGCUGACCCUUAUCCUCUCCAUCACAGCCACAGCCGUGCUCUCCGACCUGUGGAGUAAGGAAUGGACCACUCUGCUACUCUCCUUCCAGGUAACAGCACCGUAUUUACAUUUGGGCGGCAUGUUGUUGACAACAGCCCUGGCGUGGCCCAUCGCUUUGCAUUUCUUUCGAAUGACCAGCAGAGGAGAGGCACACAGUUUUUAUGUGAGGCAAAAACUAAUAAUAGGAGUUUACCUGGCAGUCCUGUUUGCCCUCUUCCUGGUACCCCUGGGUAUGUACUCCCCCUGCAUCAAAGAAGAAGGCAAGCUGGGCCCUGCACCCACCCUCAUUGGGCACAGAGGAGCGCCUAUGCUGGCUCCAGAGAACACCCUCAUGUCAUUUGAGAAGGCCGUGGAAGCUGGCAGUGAUGGUCUGGAGACGGACGUCACUAUUAGCUACGAUGGUGUACCUUUCCUGAUGCAUGAUCGCACCCUCCGGCGGACCACCAACAUCCGGGAGGUGUUCCCCAACCGAACAGACAGCCUGGCAGCAAUGUUCACCUGGGGUGAACUGGAGAGCCUAAACGCCGGGAGCUGGUUCCUCUUUCAUGAUCCAUUUGGCACAGCUGGCUCACUGGGUGUAGAGGAGCAAGCGCAAGCGUGGAACCAGUCCAUUUGCAGCUUGCAGGUUUUUCUGGAGUUGGCGGCCAAAGGGGGCAAGCAAGUGAUCUUUGACCUCUACCGUCCACCCAGAGGCCAUCCCUACAGGGACACUUGGAUUCAGCGCACACUGGAGGUCAUCCAGAAUGAAGCCUCCAUUCACUCUGAUCAGGUGCUGUGGCUGCCCUCAUAUUUAAGGGCCCUGGUCCAGGAGAUGGACCCUCUGCUUCAGCAGACAUCUGGCAGCCAGCUCCCCCUAGAGGAGUUGCAGCGCAACCACAUCGUCAAACUGAAUUUGCACUACAGCGCCAUGUCCACUGAGCUCACCAGGGCGUAUGCAGCAGUGAACAUCACCACAAACCUGUAUGUCAUCAGCCAGCCAUGGCUCUACUCACUUGCUUGGUGUACUGGAGUCCAUUCAGUUACCACCAAUGCCCCUCAGCUCCUUCGUGCAAUGCAGACACCCCUCUUCCUCAUGACUCCAGAUGAGUACAAUCUGAUGUGGAUCCUCACAGAUCUGUUGUCCCUCAUAUUGAUUCUCAUUAUCUUCAUGUUCCACUGGUGGCGAGAGCGAGGACUGUCUUUCUGCUCAGCCAGCAAAGUCAUGCUGGACAACGGCACUUACAGCAAGUUCAGAACAGAAAUGAGUGAUGUAUGGUCAGUCUCCAGUGGAGAGAAACUUAGCUUGCGGACAACCACACCCAAUCUGGCAACCAUUGCUGAACAUUGACUACUGCCUCUGUGAGGAAUCCGGUCUUCCCAACUGCUUUGAGCCCCACACUGCC
Molecule: messenger RNA, 1876 nt
Organism: Lampris incognitus (smalleye Pacific opah)
Lineage: Eukaryota; Metazoa; Chordata; Actinopteri; Lampriformes; Lampridae
Product: glycerophosphodiester phosphodiesterase domain-containing protein 5-like
Exons: 15
Coding region: 1-1821 (606 amino acids)
Biological process (GO): lipid metabolic process
Cellular component (GO): membrane
Molecular function (GO): glycerophosphodiester phosphodiesterase activity
Source: RefSeq, a predicted model, not a curated record